This is a messenger RNA of Rhodamnia argentea, 1572 nucleotides long. RefSeq names its product lactosylceramide 4-alpha-galactosyltransferase-like. Bases 80 to 1390 code for a protein of 436 amino acids. NCBI's taxonomy places the organism in Eukaryota, Viridiplantae, Streptophyta, Magnoliopsida, Myrtales, Myrtaceae. The transcript has a single exon. The record is from RefSeq and is a predicted model, not a curated record.
AAAGUCAUCAAGGCUCAGCCGUCUUGUUCCGUCUCCAGAGCUCCAUUCUUGUCCGCGUAUUUCUGCUCCAAAAGCCGCCAUGAAACUUUCUAAAUUGUCGCGAAAGAUGCUCGAUCACCACCGGGCGGCUGGUCGCACCAAGCCGUUCGCCUUUGCCGUGAUAACUCUCGCCGCCGUUUCCUUGAUUGUCUACUCGGAAACCACCAUGUCGGAUGUCUCCCUGCACUUGCUUCCCUUCAACAAAGCAGCCGUGGACCAGCAAGAGGCUCGAAUGCCCGAAUCUGUGAUCCAUCCAUUGGCCGUUGUCCGCUCCUUGCAACUCCAAUCCAUCCACGAGGAGUUCGGCGAGGCCGACAAUAAGGAUGAUCCCGAAGAUCAUUCGUCAUACCCUCUUGUCCCUCCGCUCAAUGUCACAGAAGAGGAGAGAAUACGGUGGCUGCGCGAAAACCUGGUGAAUUUCGUCAUACUCAAGUCCGACAACACAACCCGGAAGUUCCAUUCCCGUGUCGUGAGGUUCCUCGGCCAAAGAUGCUUGUCGCAGUUCUUCAUGACGUGGAUUUCUCCAGUGAGCUCCUUUGGGAGCAGGGAGCUCCUUGGCAUCGAGAGCCUCUUCCGAGCACAUCCAAAGGGAUGCCUAGUGAUCGUGUCGAGGACGAUGGACUCAAGAAGAGGGCGCAAGAUCCUGAAACCCGUGACUGACCUUGGGUUCAAGGUCCUGGCAGCGACCCCGGACUUGCCCCAGCUGCUCAGGAAGACCCCGGCCGAAGCCUGGUUUGACGACCUGAGGAAAGGCAACAAAGACCCUGGCGAAAUCCCCUUAGCGCAGAACCUCUCCAACCUCAUAAGGCUCGCCGUCCUGUACAGAUAUGGCGGCGUCUACUUGGACACGGACUUUGUAAUCCUGAAAGACAUAAGUUCAUUGCGGAAUUGCAUCGGAGCGCAGAGCGUGGACCUCGUCUCGGGGAACUGGUCGAGACUAAACAAUGCGGCCAUGGUGUUCGACAGACGCCAUCCGCUGUUGUACAAGUUCAUUCAGGAGUUUGCUCUAACGUUUGAUGGGAACAAGUGGGGUCACAACGGGCCAUACUUGGUGUCCCGGGUCGUGGAGAGAGUGAAAUCGAAAACCGGAUACAGAGGCAGGUUCAGCGUGAUGUCUCCGAUGGCUUUUUAUCCGGUCGGGUGGACCCAUAUCGGCGGCCUAUUCAAGAGCCCCGAGAACAGAGGCGACGCGAGGUGGGUCGAGGCCAAGAUCGCUCAGCUGAGUCGGGACACUUACGGGGUUCAUCUGUGGAACAAGCAGAGCAGGGGACUGAGGAUUGAAGAGGGAAGUGUGGUGGCGAGGUUGAUCUCGGACAACUGCGUGAUUUGCCGGAGCAUUUAUAGCUCUUGACCCGUCAUCUGGGUCUGAACAUAGCAAAUUUCAGUUUGAAUGAUUGAUUCCUCAUCAAUCAUCAUCUGCACCAAACUAAAGGCUGAAGCUUUUUGGUGCCUUUAGCAAAAGCCAUCGGCACCACCAGAAUUUUCUUUUUCCCCUUUCCUUUCCUCUUUUCGACUAUUUUUUAUUGUUCUUUC